AUGAAGCGUGGCAGAGAUGACGACGACGACGACGCCACCAGCGGCAGCGCCAUGGGAAACGACAAUCAUCGUAUCCAGGCCGCCGCCGCUCACCAAGCAGCUUCUGGCACGGCGCCGCCACCAGUCAAGCGUCGUCGCCGCCGCCGGGGCCAGGACGACGCGUUCGAGUGCCAGACGUGCGGGCGGCGGUUCCCGACGUUCCAGGCGCUGGGCGGCCACCGGACCAGCCACCUCAGGCGGCCGGCGAUGACCAAGAAGCAGCCGCGGUCGUCGUCAAAGGCGGUGCUGGUCCACGCGUGCGCCAUGUGUGGGCUGGGCUUCUCCACAGGCCAGGCCAGGCCCUUGGUGGGCACAUUGAGGAGGCACCGCCUGGGCCGGGCUGACAGCAUGGCCGGUUUUCCUUCUGCUGAUCUGGACCUUACGCAGAUCAUCGUGCACGGAAGGCCCACUUCCGCUUCCUCCUCCCUGCAGCUUCUCAACCUGUUCGUGUAG
Molecule: messenger RNA, 492 nt
Organism: Miscanthus lutarioriparius
Lineage: Eukaryota; Viridiplantae; Streptophyta; Magnoliopsida; Poales; Poaceae
Source: the annotation of a GenBank genome assembly